Molecule: messenger RNA, 2161 nt
Organism: Haliaeetus leucocephalus (bald eagle)
Lineage: Eukaryota; Metazoa; Chordata; Aves; Accipitriformes; Accipitridae
Gene: LRRC3C
Product: leucine rich repeat containing 3C
Exons: 1
Coding region: 94-876 (260 amino acids)
Molecular function (GO): protein binding
Source: RefSeq, a predicted model, not a curated record
UUGAUGUCUCCUCCGUCUUAGAUGCACCGAGCCGAGCCGAAACCACCGAGAUCCACCGGGCCGGUGGCCACGUGACUAAGGCAGCGCGGCACCAUGCCUGCGGCAGAGCGGGUCCUCCUCCGCUCGGUGACCAUGUGGCUGCUCCUGCAAAGCCUCCUCCUCCUCGCCUCCUGCCUUCGCUCGGCCGCUGCAUUCCCCAAGGGCUGCUACCCCUCGGAAGAGGAGGGGCUGAAGACCUUCCGCUGCAGCAAUGCUCGGCUGACCGAGGUCCCCAGGGACAUACCCAAUGACACCAAUAAGCUCUACCUGGACUCCAACCGAAUCCCCUUCCUGCCCCGCGACGCCUUCCGGGAUCUGCCGCUCCUUCUGGAGCUGGAUCUGUCCCACAACGCCAUCGCCAACGUCGAGAGCGGGGCUUUCCGGGGCCUGGCAGAGCACCUGCACUCUCUGGACUUGUCUUCCAACAGGCUGGUGUCAGUCAGCAAAGACGCCUUUAGCAACCUGAAGGCCAAAGUCAACCUCUCCGACAACCCCUGGCUGUGUGACUGUCGGCUGCAGGAGCUGAUCCGCACGGUGGACCUGGUGGCCGGCUCCUCGGGUGGCAUCGUGUGUGACUCCUCCGUGCAGGAGGAGCAUGUUGGCAAAGCUUUCCUGCAGGUGAUUGCCGACACGGACUUCUGCAACGUGUACAAAAAGACCACGGACAUCGCCAUGCUGGUCACCAUGUUCGGCUGGUUCGCCAUGGUGAUCUCCUACCUGGUCUACUACGUGCGGCAGAACCAGGAGGACGCCCGGCGGCACCUGGAGUAUCUCAAGUCCCUGCCCAGCAAGCAGCGGAGGUCGGAGGAGUCGUCCACCAUCAGCACCGUGGUGUGAGGCACCGGCAUCCCGCAGGACACGGGGACCCGCGGAGCUGCGGAUCGGCCACUCCGCAGGCUUGCCAUGGCUGCAGGAGCUAUCACGAGCCACCGUCAUUGCAGAGAAAGAGUCACAGAUUUGUUCUGUUCUCUCCAAGGAAGCGGGGUCUGGCAGCAGGAGCCAUGGCCGGCGAGUGCCUGGCUCUGGCACAGUGAGGGGCGAAGUGGCUGCGGCCAGGGGCGGUUAUCGGCAACAAGCACAGAGCAGCCGUGGCGUCUGCCCGCUGCCUCUGAGUUACAAAGGACCGGAGAGACCCCGAGCAUCCCCCCGGCAUGCGGCCGUUGCUCCGACCGGCCUGGACAUUCAGACUUCAUUUAAAACUUUUAUAUUUCCUUUGCAGAGAUCCCUUUGGGGCAUUAAGGAAAUCAAUGUUUUAAUCCCUCCCUGGUUUACCCUCGGCUGCCCGAGGGAUGUUCCCGGCAGUGCAGGGCAGCCUGGGCCUGGCUCCCUGCCUGGAUGGGCAGCGGGCAGGGCUGGGCUGCGGGGAGGAGCGGUACGGCCACAAGGCCAGUGCCCUGCCGGGUCACCGACCCCGGGACGGUCACGAGCUGUGACCGCAGCCCGGCGGGACCAAAGGACAGGGCGGGAGGUGGGGACGCAUCGGUUGGGAAAGGCAAGAGGCAGGUCCAGGGGUGCCCAGCUCCGGCUCUCGUGCCGGACGGUGCCGCCCCAUCUCCCGUCUCAGCCCCUGCUGCUUCCCGCUCCUUUCCCGGCACCCCCAGGCCAGGUGGAGUGAGGGGUGCGGGGGAUCCCGCUUGGAGAUGGGGUGGCUGGUGGGCAAACCCGGCACCUUCCCCCUCGGAGCACACCGUUCCUAUAAAAAGCAAAUGGGGAAUAAGAAGCAAAUGGGAAAUGAGCUCCUCUGGGUCUGAGCCCUCCGGGGUCCCCAAGGGAUGUGGGUGCUGCUGGAGGGGAACCGCGGGGUCCAGGCGGUGGGUCCAGCCCUGCCGGGAUGUCGGGGGGAGCCGGUUUCCCCUUGGUGCUCCCCGGGGACCACGUAGGUGGGUGUUUGCAGCAGGGUAGCACCCCUCCCCAGCCUGCUCCGAUCUGCCGCCAGAGCAGAGCUCCCAUCUCUCACUCAAGGACUCACAAACUGCCGACCGGUCACUGUGACGGAAAGCGGGGAUGGAGGGAGCCACUGUGGCUCCUCCACCCUCUCCCCACUCCCGCGCUGCUGGCAGGAGCCUGAAUCUCCCCUAAAAUGCCCCAAAGUCCCUUCUUGACACUUCCAGCAUUGGGCUGC